AUCAGCUUGCCUAAACCAUGGAUUUAAAAGCCUAAAUAACCACGCAAAGGCUUUAAAUCCGGGGUGUUUACAAAGUCGUGACAGAGACGUUAGCAUCAACUUUGAAUCAUGAUGGCGACCAGUUACAACGCCAAAGACGAGGACGGGCACAUCACCGUGUCCGGGCCCGGCGGCGGGACUCUGCGGAGCAGGAAGCCGGAGAACACGGCGUUCAAACAGCAGCGGCUCCCCGCCUGGCAGCCCAUCCUCACCGCGGGCACCGUGCUCCCUGCCUUCUUCAUCAUCGGACUCAUCUUCAUCCCUAUCGGCAUCGGCCUGUACGUGACGUCCAACAACAUCCGGGAGUUUGAGGUUGACUACACCGGCGUCGACAUGUCCAGUCCCUGCUUCAACUGCUCACAGAACUACAGCUGGAACAGCAGCAGGCCCUGUACCUGCACGAUACCCUUCUACCUGGAGCAGCCGUACGAAGGAAACGUCUACAUGUAUUACGGCCUCUCCAACUUCUACCAAAACCACCGGCGCUACGUGAAGUCCAGAGACGACAGUCAGCUGCACGGAGACAUGGACUCCCUUCUGACACCCAGUAAGGAGUGUGAGCCGUACGCUUUUCAUGACAAAAAACCCAUCGCUCCGUGUGGAGCCAUCGCCAACAGCAUGUUCAAUGACACAUUGGAGCUUUUUUACAACGACCCCAACGGCACCAAGGUCCUGGUUCCUCUGGCCAACACCGGCAUCGCCUGGUUUACUGACAAAUAUGUGAAGUUCAAGAACCCCGGAGGAGAUGGCGCAAACCUGACGGCUGUUUUUCAAGGUACAUCGAAGCCGGUGAACUGGCUCAAACCUGUUUACGAGCUGGACAAAAACUCAUCCAACAACGGCUUCAUCAACGAGGACUUCAUCGUGUGGAUGAGGACGGCCGCCUUACCGACCUUCCGCAAACUCUACCGCACCAUCAAGGACGCCAAAGUGAUUCCGACUCUGCCCUCUGGAAACUACACCCUGGAGGUCGUCUACAAUUAUCCCGUGCGCAGCUUCGAGGGCAGGAAGCGGAUGAUCCUGAGCACCAUCUCCUGGAUGGGAGGGAAGAACCCCUUCCUGGGCAUCGCCUACGUCACCGUGGGCUCCGUCUGCUUCUUCCUCGGCGUCGUCCUGCUCGUCAUCCACCACAAGUGUGGCAACCGCAACAACAGCGCUGACAUUUCUAACUGAGACGGCACAGCUUUUCCUCUCCAGCUCACCGCCGCUGCAGCAGAUAGAGACACGUCCUGUCAGGGUCGACGUUAGCCGAGCGUACAUACAUUUAAAUGUGUCAUAUCCUCAUCCUGAUUCUUCAGCACUCUGACACAUGUUUUAAAAGCUGAAGGUGGCUGAUUAUUUCCCAAAAAUGAACCAAAAGAAGCCAUCAUUUUGCAUCCUCAGGCGACAUCUUUUGACAGAUUAUCCUCCGUGGUUAGACGUCAGAUGGACCGACUUCCUUCACUACGUUAAAUAGAAGCUUAAAGUCUUUAUAUGUGAUUUUUCACACUUAAAUAGAAAUCAAGUAUAUCCUCUGAAAAUAACUCUGUGAGUCAUGACUGUCUACAAUGGGUGUAACACCCGAGUCCCACUGUCUGUGAUGUUUUCAGAGUCCUAUCUUCAGUUUGUUUACAUCGCCCGGACGGCCGGCUGACUCCUCCCCUCGAGUAUAAAACAUACUGUACUCACUGCUUAACUGUGUUUCUAGAUCACGCUCAUUUCAGGUAAAUUUACAUGCAGUGUGAAGAUACGAGCAUAAUAAAGAUCGCUAGCAUUAGCAUGCUAACACAACAAUGCAGCGCGAGUUGUUUUGGUUUCAUGCUGGUGCUCAAGGGCGACAUCUGCUGGAUCAACAAAAUCACAUGUAAAGCCUUUAAGCAGGAAUGAGUCUUGUUUAGUCAACUUUCUGGACUUUAUUUGUGUGAUGUUUGUCAGCUUGUGGCUGCAGUUUAGGUGAGCUAGAGCGCGGCGGCUGAGCUGCAUGCUGAUUCGCUGAGAUGUUAAUGUGUUUAUAUAUCGAGCUGCUGGCUCGUCUUUGUGCCUCGUUACAUCUUCAACAUCAGCCAAAUGUCAAACUAUAGAGUCAUGCUUUCACUGUGCCGGGGGCGCCGCGGAGAGAGAGGGACAUAAAAUGUUCAGGGGAGGCUGUGAGUUUAAAAAAAAAAAAAAUCUUUAUUUUUUCUAUUCAUGUCAGAGUUUAAGAAAAUGUUUGCGAUGGAAAACCAGAUUUUGCACAUUAGAGCUCAGGUGGAGGGGGGAGGGAGGGGGUGUGUCUAAAGGUGGUUUUGAGGUUUUUGUCUCGGUUUCAGGAACUGUAAAUGUGUGUGUGUUUGUUCUCAGUCAGCCAACCAGGUUAAGUGAAUCAAAGCUUGAUGUUGAGGACGUUUCACCUCUCCUUUAAAAACACUUCUUCAGCGCUAACUCAGCUAACCACUCUCAUGUGAGUCAUCCUUCAUCUGUACAGAGGUUAAAGUUCCUCGCUCCGUCCACCACUUAGUUUAGAGCUGAAGACGUCUUUCAGAGAAGAAGAGGUGAAACAUCUACAAGAUCUUCAGCCGUGUGUGUGUGUUUAAAACUCCUGCAGAUAAGUGUACAGUAACACAGUGAUGUGGCUUUAUGCAUCGUCGUUUACACAAAAUGAUUCAAGUAAAUCAAACACAGCAUGUUGUAACAGAAAUGCAGUAUGACCAAAUACAUGUGAUUUAAUGUUGAUGUUUGUCUCUCACUGUUUACACCGUUUACAUCUAACCCGACACACACACACGUUUCACAUUAAUCCUGCCACUUACAUGCAUUCUCGACUAGCUGAAAUUAUACAAAUGCACUAAAAAAUUAUGAUGCAUGUUAAAACGUUUGGUGUAAAAAUAUCAUUUCAUCUUGCUGAAUUGUGACUGCAAAUUUGAGAAGCACUGGAUUUCUUUUUAUACUCAGUUUGUCUUGUUUUGUUGCUUUAAAAGAAUAAACUUUUCAACCAAAGCAGGUUUUUUGUGA
Labrus mixtus (cuckoo wrasse) is the source of this 3009-nucleotide messenger RNA. Its product is annotated as cell cycle control protein 50A-like. The record is from RefSeq and is a predicted model, not a curated record. The coding region runs from base 109 to 1212 and encodes 367 amino acids. The transcript is spliced from 7 exons. Gene Ontology annotation, biological process: phospholipid translocation. Lineage: Eukaryota; Metazoa; Chordata; Actinopteri; Labriformes; Labridae. Gene Ontology annotation, cellular component: Golgi apparatus; endoplasmic reticulum; plasma membrane.